Molecule: messenger RNA, 1785 nt
Organism: Dichotomopilus funicola
Lineage: Eukaryota; Fungi; Ascomycota; Sordariomycetes; Sordariales; Chaetomiaceae
Exons: 1
Coding region: 1-1785 (594 amino acids)
Cellular component (GO): fungal-type vacuole lumen
Molecular function (GO): metallocarboxypeptidase activity
Source: RefSeq, a predicted model, not a curated record
AUGAAGUCUGAGGGAGCGUUCGUGCUGCCGCUCGAUGAGGGCUCUCACAAGAGAAGCCCGAAGCGAUCAUGGAGGAGAUUCCAUUUCCACAUGAUUCCCAUCCUCGCGCUGCUCGUCUUCUGGGUGACGUUUUCGAGGACGGAUCUCAAUGGGUUUCUCAACCACCUCCCGGGCGGGCUCCAGAGAGGCCUACACCAUCAUGUGGAUUUCAAAGCCGGAUGUGCACAGCCGGAGCCCCUGACCCCCAGCAAGGACGAGGCCCUCGAUAAGGCCUACGAACACCUCACCAGCAGCGACUUCCGCACCGCUGCGGUCAAGCAUCUCUCGGGCGCCGUGCAGGUCAAGACGGAGUCGUUUGACGACCUGGGCGAGGUUGGCGAGGAUGCGCGCUGGGAGGUGUUUUACAACUUCCACAAGUACCUGGCCGAGACGUUCCCCCGCCUGCACAAAGAGCUGCAGGUCGAGAAGGUCAACACGCAUGGUCUGCUGUUCACAUGGCAGGGGAGCGAUGCGUCGCUGAAGCCGACGCUGCUGAUGGCGCACCAGGACACAGUGCCUGUGCCGCCCGAGACAAUCGAGGCGUGGACACACCCGCCGUGGAGCGGACACUACGACGGCACGCACAUCUGGGGCCGCGGAUCCAACGACUGCAAGAACCAGCUCAUUGCUCUGCUGGAGACGCUGGACACCCUCCUUGACGCCGGCUUCCAGCCCAAGCGCACCAUCCUGCUCUCUUUUGGCUUCGACGAGGAGAUCUCAGGCUUCCACGGCGCUGCCAAGUUGUCCACAUUCAUCGAAGAGCGGUACGGCAAAGACGGCAUCGCGGUGAUCGUCGAUGAAGGCAGUGCAUUCGAAGAGACCUGGGGCACGCUCUUCGCCAAACCCGGGACGGCCGAAAAGGGGUACACCGACGUGCACAUCACGGUGCGCAAGCCCGGCGGCCACUCCUCAGUCCCGACAGACCACACCGGCAUCGGCAUCCUCAGCGAGCUCAUCACAGAGAUCGAAUCCGAGCAGUACCCGACCCGCCUAGCCCACGCCAACCCGUACUACACCCAACUCCAAUGCGGCGCCGCCUACUCCCCAGAGUUCCCAGACAAGCUCAAACACCUCCUCACCCACCGCCAGCAGCAGCUGCAAGACUUGGGGCACACCUGCUCAAAUCCCCGACGCGACAACCUCGCUCUGGAAGCCGCCAGGCUCGGCGGGCCACCGAUCAAAUACCUCAUGCAGACCUCCCAAGCCGUGGACGUCAUCAACGGCGGGAUCAAAGUUAACGCGCUGCCGGAACGCGUGACAGUCGUGAUCAACCACCGCAUCAACAUUGGCGAAACCACACAAAUCGUCAAAGACCGCCUCACCACCCUCGCUGCGGGCAUCGCAGACAAAUACGACCUGACCCUACACGCCUUCGACGGCAAGACCCACGAACCCUCCUCCAUCAUCCUCGAACAGCCGGAGGGCCUCCAUCUCGAAGUCGCGCCUAUCACCCCGUCCGAUACCAACACGGAGACUCCCUACUCCAUCCUAGCAGGUACCACGCGCGCGGUGUACGGUAAGGACGUGGUGGUGACCCCGGGGAUCAUGACGGGGAACACAGACACGCGGCAUUAUUGGGGGUUGACGAGGCAUAUUUUCCGGUUUUCGCCGGCGCAUGACCCGGAGAAUGAUGAGGCGUUGGAUCAUAUUCAUACGGUGGAUGAGCGGGUCAGUGUGACGGCGCAUGUGAAUAUGGUGAGGUGGUUUGUGGCGUUUGUGAGGAAUUUGGACGAGGCGGGGAUUUAG